AGCAGUGACGCAAUGCAUGGGCGUGUUGUCAUGGCUGUGUGCAGCAGAACCUUUCAGCCUCGUAAAUGCUCGUUUUUUUAGGUAAGGCAAACAUGUCAGCGCGCGUGGCAGACACAAACAUGGAGUGUCAUCUUCCCACGGAGUGAACGCCGUGGACGAAGAGCCGAUUGAGGGCGUGAUCCGAUGCCAAGCGUGACCCGGAUCUCGCUGACUUUUCAUGUGGAGGAGAAGGAUCUGCUGACGUCUCCUCUGGCUGAGUAACCCCCGAUCUGUUCCCGGAAACCACCCUGCUGCCGUCUCUGCCCGCCAUUCCCUCGCCACGAACCAGCUCUGCGGCCCAGCAGCUGCGGCGGCGCAGAAGCAGCGUAGGGUACGCCGCCUCCAAGCCCCUCCCCCUGGGCUCGGCCUGCAGGAGAGGCCCCCAUAGGGGCAGCAUGGAGGUGGGCAUGCGCGUUGUGCGUGGCCUGGACUGGAAGUGGGGUAACCAAGACGACGGGGAGGGGCACGUGGGCACGGUGGUGGAGAUCGGUCGACAAGGCAGCACCACCACCCCGGAUAAGACGGUGGUGGUCCAGUGGGAUAGCGGCACACGGACCAAUUACCGGACCGGGUACCAGGGCGCCUUUGACCUGCUGCUCUAUGACAACGCUCAGAUCGGGGUGCGACACUCCAACAUCAUAUGUGACAGCUGUAAGAAGCACGGCAUCAUGGGAAUGCGAUGGAAGUGCAAAGUGUGCUUCGACUACGACCUGUGCACCCAGUGUUACAUGAACAACAAGCAUGACCUCAGCCAUCCUUUCGAGCGCUACGAAACCGCACACUCGCAGCCAGUGAGCCUGACACCGAGGCAGAACCUCCCACGGAUCAUCCUGAAAGGAAUCUUCCAGGGCGUGAAGGUGGUUCGGGGACCCGACUGGGACUGGGGGAACCAGGACGGCGGGGAGGGGAAGGUUGGGAAGGUAGUGGACAUUCGAGGCUGGGACACAGAGUCUGGUCGCAGCGUUGCAAGCGUCACCUGGUCUAAUGGCACCACAAACGUCUACCGCAUGGGCCACAAGGGCAAGGUAGACCUGAAGUACGUGUCGGAUGGUCAAGGAGGCUUCUACUACAAAGAUCACCUCCCUAAGCUGGGAGAGCAUGCAGAGCUGCAGCGGCAGGAAAGUGCCGACGGCCAUUCCUUCCAGCAAGGCGACAAAGUCAAGUGUCUGUUAGAGGUGGACAUCCUGCGACAGAUGCAGGAGGGCCACGGGGGGUGGAACCCCAAGAUGGCAGAGUACAUCUGCCGGAUCGGGACGGUUCACAGAAUCACCGACCGAGGAGAUGUCCGAGUUCAGUACAGCAACAACAUCCGGUGGACUUUCCAUCCCGGGGCUCUCACCAAGGUGAACACCUUUGGAGUGGGUGAGCUGGUCAGAGUGCUGGACGAGGUGGAGACCGUGAAGAGGCUGCAGGCUGGCCAUGGAGAGUGGACGGACAGCAUGACGCCUGUUCUUGGCCAGGUUGGGAAGGUGUUGAAAGUGUAUGCAGAUGGUGACCUGCGGGUGGCUUUCGGAGGCCAGACGUGGACGUUUAACCCGGCGUGCCUCUCCGCUCAGCCUGUGGACGUGGACGCCAAUCUAAUGACGACAGAGAACCCCAACGAAUCUGGAAGUACGGUCAUUUCCGUGCUGGAGAAGCUGCUGUCCCAGUCCACGGAGCAGGACAACCCCUGCCGGCUGGUCAUCGAGGCCGCGCACGGCAGCGCCGUCAAAGUGAGGGAGCUGGUGCAGAAGCAUCCCGACAAGGUGGACAUCAAGAACCAGGGGAAGACUGCGCUGCAGGUCGCCGCUCACCAGGGCCACAUGGAGGUGGUGAAGGCCCUGCUGCAGGCCAACUGCUCCGUGGAGGUCAAGGAUGAAGACGGAGACACGGCGCUGCACUACGCUGCCUUCGGGAACCAGGCGGAGAUCGCGCGGCUGCUGUUGAGCAAGGGGGCCAACGUCAACCUCCUGAACAACUCCAUGUGCACGGCGCUUCACAUCGCCGUCAACAAGGGCUUCACGGACGUGGUGCGAGUGCUGACCGAACACUCGGCGGACGUCAACCUACAGGACUCGUACGGAGACACUCCGCUUCACGACGCCAUCGCUAAAGACUUCCGCUCCAUCAUCGAGAUGCUGGUGGUGGUGCCCAGCAUCGACUUCACGCAGCAGAACCACCGAGGCUUCAACCUGCUGCACCACGCCGCUCUGAAAGGAAACAAGCUGGCCACAGAGAAGAUCCUGGCCCGGGCGCGACAGCUGGUGGACGUCAAAAAGGACGACGGCUUCUCUGCGCUCCAUUUGGCCGCUCUGAACAACCACAGAGAUGUGGCUGAAGUCCUGGUCAAGGAGGGCCGAUGUGACAUCAACGUCCGCAACAACCGCAACCAGACGGCGCUGCAGCUGGCCGUGACGCAGGGCCACACGGAGCUGGUGCAGCUGCUGGUGGACGAGGGCGCCGACGUCAACAUGGAGGACGAGGACGGAGACACCGCCAUGCACGUGGCCCUGCUCCGCCCACAGCUGGCUAACGUCAUGCUGAGCCCCGCCGUGGGAACCGGCGCCACCGAGGACAACAGCGAGGGCUGUUCGCCCACGACGCUCCACGGCAGGCUAAGCUCCUCGGGUCUUCUGGGAAACGGCGAGCUGAGCGUGGGCACCGCCAUCGCCUGCUUUCUGGCGCAGGAAGGCGCCGACAUCAACUACGCCAACCACAAGGGCAAGAGUCCUCUGGACCUGCUGGCGGACAGCGGCGCGCUGCAGCUCAUCAAGAGCUUCUCUGAGAAGCACAGGUUGCAGCGCCUGCAGGCCAUCACGUGUGGGCAGGGCCUGAGCAGCGCCAGCCUGCGGCGGGUCCACACCACCCCCAAUACCAUGACCAACCUGGUUCUUCCCACACCGCCCGGGCCCAGCGAAUGCCUCAUCUGCUCCGAGCUGGCUCUCCUGGUCCUCUUCUGCCCCUGCCAGCACAGCGUGGCCUGUGAAGAAUGUGCUCACCGCAUGAAGAAGUGCAUUAAGUGUCAGGUCACGAUAACCAAGAAGAUCCGGCAAGACCAAACAGAGGUGGACUGCAGCCCCGGGACGGAGAACUCCGAGCAGCACAACCUGCUGGAGCAGCUGCAGUCCCGCUACCGGCAGAUGGAGGAGCGCAUCACCUGCCCCAUCUGCAUCGACAACCACAUCAAGCUGGUCUUCCAGUGCGGACACGCCUCCUGCAUCGAAUGCAGCGCCGCCCUCAAAACCUGCCCCAUCUGCCGGCAGACCAUCCGCGAGCGCAUCCAGCUGUUUGUCUGAGCCUGCUCCUCAGUGGGGGGUGGGGGGCUGAGCCUCAUUCUCACCCCCGGAGGAGGAGCUGGUGGGGGGGGAAGCUUUGUUCCAUCACAUUUAGUUUGGGUGUCCUGGAACUGAUGGCUUUAAAGGCCCUUCCAGCCGGACGGGUGAUUCUUACCCGAGCCUGAAGGCGUCAGAGGAAAGCGGCGCCGCGGGUGAGGAGGGCCGAAGAGGGUCCCUCACGCCCUCCUCUGCUGACUCCGCCCAGGCCCCAUUUCCCGUCGGAUCGUUGCUGCUUGAAAGUCUGUUACCCAUCAUCCUCUGCGGCUUUCCGGCCUCUUCUGUUUACGCGGCGGCGGCUGCACAGAGGUCGUCGUCUUCUCCUCAGAUUGUGAAUUGCGUUUGCUCUGUUUUGUAUCGACCUCUUUAUAAUCAGUGUUACUCUGCAGAGAGCUGCUAUAGGUAAAGGCUCUCCAUGUAGUCCCCAACCACCUGUCUGUAUGCAAAGGGGAAAACACACUAUAUAUGCAUGAGAGUAUGCAUAUGCUAAAGCUAACGUGUUCUUGCGAGUGUUUGUCACGUCUGUGGUUUUUGAUGCACCUUUUCGCUCAUGUGUGGACGCUGCUUCGCUGGUCUCGUUUUGGCUCCGUCUGCUUGGCAAAAACGUCUCGUUCCUGCUGGAGUUCACCCCACUGUCCUCUUCUCAGGGUAUCGGAUCAUUUGAAGCACUUGGGAUAUCCGUAAAUGUUUCAGGAGCUCCUCCCCCCUCCCAGACCGCCUCCUGCUCUGGAUCUGUGCGAUUAGAGGAGCGCCCCCCCAGGAGACAGAAUGUGAACCAGCAGCGAGAGCUCCAGCAGACGAAGCACGACUUCAAACAUCUGUGAUGAGGUGAAACACAAAGAAGCACCGGUGGCCUCUGCCGCCCCGAGUGCUGCUGGCACAGAGAGUCGGCCCGGACCGUCACUACAGCGGAGGAGGUCAGAGACGCCCCUCGCCGUGUUUUUGGACAGGAAAAGCCUUCAUUUGACGUCCUCCUCAUCCUCUCCAGUGUUUUGCUGUGUUCCCUUUAAGGGCUUAUGCAUAUAAGAAAAACAAAUUAUUUAUAUCUUAAUUUAAUUUGAUCUACUUCCAGGUGUUGGAGGUUUUUCUGUUUUGGAUCUUUGUGUUCCCAGAUUUUGGGAGAGCCAAUGUUAAAAGUGUACAUGUGAAUGUUGGGGUCUCUGCCUUUUUAUGUUUAAAAAAAAAAGAUGUGAAGGUGGAAGCUAGACAGACCAAGUUAAACUAAAGGUUUACUCUGCAAAGAACUUUUUCAUCAGUGCCAAAAAGCAUCAGGGUGUGCGUGAGUGCCCAAACCUGUGGACACGCCCACCUCUGCGUCUAGAGAGGACUGAACUGUUCCGGCGUGGGACGGAGAGCAGAGCCUGCGUUUGGUUUCCUCACAGUCGGGAGUUUUAUUUCAGCACAUUUUUAUUUAGCUAAUGUUGUUGGCAUUGUAGCUUCAGCAGUAUUCCCAAGUCCUGUGUGGUUUGGAGCUUUUUACUACUAUAUAUUUAUAUAUAUAUAGAAAUAUUCAGACAACUGAGGGACGCAUUUCUUACAGAAGUUUGAGCAUUUAAGGAUUGCCCAACAGUCUUCUAAGUGAAGAGUUUUCCAGACAAUGGCAAUAAUGUGUUUUUUUUUACUAAAUGAAAAAGGUUUUUGUUUGUUUGCUGUUACUUUGUCCUUUCAGAGGUUUGCUGUGAGAGCAGAAAAACACAAAAAAUCAAUCUGAAGAUGAGGCGUGUUACUGAUGGGUGUUUGUACAGUUCAGCUCAUGUCGGCCUUACUGUCUAUUCCUUCCCUGUUGAUGUUUUUCAGUUGUAUUCUGUACAAAAAUAUUUUGCAAUAAAACAGAACUGUUUUUAUAAA
This is a messenger RNA of Oryzias latipes (Japanese medaka), 5198 nucleotides long. RefSeq names its product MIB E3 ubiquitin protein ligase 2 (gene mib2). Gene Ontology annotation, molecular function: zinc ion binding; protein binding; ubiquitin-protein transferase activity. Gene Ontology annotation, biological process: protein ubiquitination. NCBI's taxonomy places the organism in Eukaryota, Metazoa, Chordata, Actinopteri, Beloniformes, Adrianichthyidae. Gene Ontology annotation, cellular component: cytoplasm. The record is from RefSeq and is a predicted model, not a curated record.